GUGCUCUGAAAUCCUACCUACGGGAGCUGCCCCAGCCUUUGAUGACCUUCGAGCUCUACAACGAAUGGGUCAAAGUGGCCAGCUUAAAGGAUGUUGACAGCCGCGUACAGAGCCUGCAAGACACCUGCAGCCGCCUGCCCCGGGAAAGCUACAACAAUCUGAGGUAUCUGAUCAAGUUUUUAGCCAAGCUGGCCGAACACCAGGAGUUGAAUAAAAUGACCCCCAGCAACAUUGCCAUUGUGCUGGGCCCCAACCUGCUGUGGUUGCAGCAGAGCACAGGAGACCCCGUGCAACUGGACUUGGCCUCGGUCACCUCCAUCCAGGUGGUGGGUGUGGUGGAAGCUCUCAUCCAGAAUGCGGACACCCUCUUCCCGGGAGAGAUAGAUUUCAACGUCUCGGGCAUGUUCAUGCCACCUGCAAAUGGUGGACUUAGUGAGACCACCCCGGUUGAAGAGCCAUCCUCUGAGCCACCUCUGGCCAGCACCCCCACUCUCCCAGAAGGAGAGGCCACUUCAAAGGACCCCGAAGCCAGGUCCCAGCCGGUACCCCCAGCAGUGACCAGACCAUCUCCUGAAGCUGUGGGACCACCAGCUCCACAGACGACCGAUGACAUUGCCCGCAAAG
Molecule: messenger RNA, 624 nt
Organism: Balearica regulorum gibbericeps (East African grey crowned-crane)
Lineage: Eukaryota; Metazoa; Chordata; Aves; Gruiformes; Gruidae
Source: RefSeq, a predicted model, not a curated record